Ilyonectria robusta is the source of this 1392-nucleotide messenger RNA. RefSeq lists its product as uncharacterized. NCBI's taxonomy places the organism in Eukaryota, Fungi, Ascomycota, Sordariomycetes, Hypocreales, Nectriaceae. Bases 1 to 1392 code for a protein of 463 amino acids. The record is from RefSeq and is a predicted model, not a curated record. The transcript is spliced from 2 exons.
AUGGAGAAUGUGUCAUCAGAGAGCCUGAUCGCAGCAAGGGACCGACCGCCGUUGACCAUUGAAAAGCUUCCUGGUGACGUGCUCUUCGACAUUGCCACCAACAUUGGCCAUCUGUCGACAUUUCAAUCCCUAAUCAGCGCCUCUCCAACCAUCAGACGGGCGUUCAAAGAGCACGAACACUUGGUGGCCGCGCGCCUCAUACAGCGUUAUAUCCACCCAAGCGUUUUACCCGAGGCUGUUGUCUGCCACGAGGUCAAUGUUCUCGGCAAAGACUAUGGCUCGGAGGAGUACAAAUCGCAAUGGCUUACUCUUCUCGGGCAUCUAGCCACAGAUCGAAAUGCUUCUCAUUUCAAGUUUGAUUUGAGAGCCGUUUACCAGCUCGUCAACUUCCACAAGGUGAUUGAGUUGUUGACCCAGAGGCUCUGGGACUGUGCGAUAGACCCAUGGCGGCCAGAUUCUUGGCCGGCCAAGGCCAUGACUCGAUCCGAGCAGCUUCGGACAUCCAGGGCAAUGUAUCGCUUGCAAAUCUUCUUCCUUGGGCCGCUUGAUGCAGAUAUUGCAAAGAACUUCUCGAAACUGUUCUGUGCCUGGGAAGUAGAUCAAAUGAUCGCCGUUCAGUACUGGCUCACACGAACGGUAGCCAAAGCAUUCAAGUACUGUGCAUCCAUGGAUAUUGAGUUCGCCCUUGAGAACACAGCUUACUGGCUACCGAAUCGCGAACGUGAGCACUUGAUGCUUACCAAGGUUUUGCAAAAGAGUGGCGCUACUAUGCGAGAUCUGUUCUUCCUAGAUUUGCAGCGCAAAUUCGACGCCAUCAAAGGCCCCAUUCCCCAGCAGCAUGAGAACUGGACUCUAGACGAUUUUACUCUCAGAUCAACAGCAAUACGUCUUUUGUCAAAGCCACUUUAUGAUUUGCGAGAAGAACUCUCUUCAGUGAUACAGGGUGGGGACGAAGGACUCUUGAGAAUGAUAGAACGGCAGCCCGUACAUGACGACCUUGAUUCAAGCAAGGUAUGGCGCGCGGCAUAUCAUCACGGCCUUGACUUCCGCAAGUGGAGUCAUCAGGUGAAAGCACUCUGCAUCCUCUGUGACAAGGACAGACUCGAUCAACUUGGUUUCCCCGACGGCGAGAUUCCCUCCAUUGACUCAGCAUUCAUCGACAUGGAAGACUGGCGAGAGGAGUCAGACCAUGAGUCUUCCAUGACAGCGAAGCGGACGCUGUACGAUUCUGGACACCGGGGCUUCUUCGACUUUAACAAGUUUCGGGGAAACUGGAGCGCCCCAAUCUUGGAUGACGUGGGUCGUCUUUUGCGCUUUCACUUCGACUCCUCCUGUCCGCUUUGUAAGCCUGGUAUUGAGGACAAUGAUAUCAGCUUCCUAUGGCUCUUAUAA